Molecule: messenger RNA, 505 nt
Organism: Aphanomyces astaci
Lineage: Eukaryota; Oomycota; Saprolegniomycetes; Saprolegniales; Verrucalvaceae
Exons: 1
Coding region: 13-453 (146 amino acids)
Cellular component (GO): membrane
Source: RefSeq, a predicted model, not a curated record
CUCGAACUCCGAAUGACGGACCUUGCGCACCUCGAAGGAGCCCGCGUUAUGCUGGGAUAUGUUGCAUCGUUCCUCUUUGCCAUCGUAAUGCAAGCUGUAUCCAAGUUCAGCGCGAUGAACCGACACAAGAAGGACAAGGCGGACGAGAAAUCCAAAGAACGAUUCAACCGAUACACGAGCGACACAAUGCUGGCCGGAGAUCGCUCUGUGGGGAAUUUUGUCGAGUGGCAAGGCGCAUUUCUCGUGCUCUUUUGGACCAACAUCGUUGUGGCGGGAGCAAAGGAAGUCUGGCUUGGCUGGGUCUACGUCGGCAUCCGCUUCUUGUACCCCGUCUUGGCAUAUUUGGGCGGCGUCAAGCAAGGCGGUGCUCAACCUCUCAUCUUGUUGGCCACGGUUCCAGGAUACUACGUUCUUCUUCGCUACAUGUAUUUGAUUUAUAUGGCAGUCUACUAAAUGCAAUUUCGAUCAUAUUGGCUGUUAUAUACUCAAAACGGCUCGUUUUCCA